Messenger RNA from Ascochyta rabiei, 2607 nucleotides. RefSeq lists its product as uncharacterized. Gene Ontology annotation, biological process: mRNA 3'-end processing. NCBI's taxonomy places the organism in Eukaryota, Fungi, Ascomycota, Dothideomycetes, Pleosporales, Didymellaceae. The transcript is spliced from 2 exons. The record is from RefSeq and is a predicted model, not a curated record. Gene Ontology annotation, cellular component: RNA polymerase II, holoenzyme. Gene Ontology annotation, molecular function: RNA polymerase II complex binding. Bases 1 to 2607 code for a protein of 868 amino acids.
AUGAAGUACUCAGCGGAGCAGCUAGAAGCGCUGCGUCAGUCGCCGCUCGUCAAGAAGCCCGACGGGUUGCCGUCCAUUCUGCAGUGGAUGGACGUACCCGCCGACCAAAGCAACACCACCACCACCACCAACAACAACAACAACAACCACGCCGCCAACAACGGCACUGCUCGCCGGACUCGAGGUGCACGAGAUGGCGAGGGAGCCCCUACUGAGCAUCGCACAGAUCGCCCCCUCAUCAACCCAAUGGGCCAGUUUGGGAGGCGUCAGAGCAUGCAACCGGGCGAGGACACGGUGCUUGGCCCGCCGAAGCUCAACUUCACAUCGGCAGCUCGAGCAGCGAAGAACGCGGGCGACAAGCAGGAGCGCACGGGCAUCAUCUCCACCGACGGCGACCAGCUCGGCGACCGCUUUCCCCGCGACAAGAACGAGCGAUGGUCACGCGAUGGCGAUCGGGACCGGAAUCGAGAGAGGGGCAUUACCAACGGCCGCCGAGGUGCACGAGAGGACGGCGAGGGUUGGACAAGCGUCAAGGGCCGUAAGAGCUUGGGCCAGGAAGACUUUGAGCGCUUCAACCGCAAUGGCGAGCGUGGUGACCGCAACGAUCGCAACGAUCGCAACCGAGAGAAGACGGAAGGUGGUCUGGAAGAUGAUGCUCCUCCGCGACGAGGCCAACGUGAACGGACAGAGCGGACAGAGCGCUGGGGUCGCCGAGAUGAGACAAAAGAAGAAGCGCCCAAAUUCGGCGUGCAGGGAGGUUGGCGCGAACGCACGCAGCAACCUCCACGUGAACAGCGUGAACGCAAUGACCGCGACUGGGAACGAGGCGGAAACAGGGCCGAGGAGGAUCCCGAGUGGAUGGACACCAAGAUUGAAAAGAAGAAGGAGCCUCAGAUGAAGACGCAGGCGGACUUUGAGCGCUGGAAAGAACAAAUGAAAGCCAAGGACACACCAGCUGAAGAGAGGUCUGCGCCAAAGGAGGUGCCCGUCGAACCUGCGACUGCCACAGGCAUUGCUGCGCCGCCCAUGUUUACGGCACCGGUGCAUACUCCAACUGCAGCCGAACCUACGCAAGGCAUUCUCUUUGGGAACUGGGGCAACGUCAAGGGCGCCGACCUGGGUCAGAACGAGUCGAUAUCCGCCAAGGCGAAGCCGGCCAAGGCCUCAAAGUUCAUGAGCAUGUUUGCGAAGUCUGAGGAGCCCGCCGCGCCGAGCCCUGCUCCUGCGCCAGUCUCUGCAUCGCCUGUACCCCACGUCAACGAAGACCAACAGGGCUUCCAACGUAUCCUGCAGAUGCUUGGUCAAGUCAAUGUCGGCGGUCCUCAGGCAGCACCACCGAAUCAGCCAUCGCCACCGAACGGUGCCAGGGGACAUGGAGGUGGUAUCUCGUUAGACUUUCAACAGUCACCCCCACCGGAAAUGCAAAACCACAGGCCUCCGCCAAAUCGCACCCUGGAACAACAAAGCAUACUCCAAAACAUUUUAGCUCCUCGACCCGGUGCACCUGAGACCAGACCCACGCAGCAAGCGCGGUUCAACAGCAUGUCUCCUGAAAACACGCUCCAGGAUCAGUUCGGACCGCCACGACCUGAGUCUGGGCGUCAAGAGGGCCCGUCGCCUUUCCAGCAGCCCCCCUCGCGAAACAACAACGCGCAAGAUGCCAACCUGGCGGCUAUCCUGAACAGCCGCGCCCGGGAAGACUCACAGCGGGACCAAGGCCAGAAGCAGCGCGAGCGUGACUUCUUACUUACGCUCAUGCAGCAGCCACGAGCUACCCCGCCGCAAAUGCUGAACCAGAACCUACCUCGCGGAGGUCCGCCCAUGGCCAUGUUUGAGAAUCUGCAACACGAGCAGCGAUCUCAUCCACAGCAGAAAGGUCGCGGCGGACUACCACCCGGCUUCAUGGAAGAUCCACGCAUGUUUAACGAGGGCGACAUGAUGCGCCGGGAAGCUGAGCGCAGAGAGCAAGAGCUUCGCCAGCAGCUGAACAUGCAGCAGCAGCAACAACAACAGCAGGAUAUGCGCAAUAAGAACCCCCGUCUGCCGAUGGGCUUCCCGGGUCAUGAGGAUCCUACACUGGGCCUCCAGCGCCGCAACACUGCUGGCGAAAUCCCCCGCCAACUGACCAAUAUGGGUAUCCCAUCACAGCAGCAUCCUGACAUGCCCUACAUGGGUGGUCGUGGCCAACCAGGAAUGCCACCAACACCCCAAGAACGACCAAACAUUGCACCGCCCCCUGGUUUUGGAGGCCCUAUGCGCCAACCGCCCGGGUUUGGUGGACCCAACCCCCAGCAGCAGAUGGGACCAGGAGGACCAAGCUUCUCAGCUGUCAACACCCCCCUUGGACCUCACCCCCCUGGUCUGCCCCAGCUUGGUGGAAGCAUGCGUGGCAUGCCACCGGGCUUUCCAGGAGGCCCAGGAGGCCCAGGAGGCCCUGGCGGCAACGGCAUGCCGGGUCCGCCGCAAGGUUACUUCCCUCCACCUGGAUAUGGACCGCCUCCGGGCAUGCGAGGUGACGAUCCUAGAAUGAUGUUUGACGGCCAAUUUGGUGGCCCUGGUCCCCGGCAGCAACAACCAGGUCGUCCGGGACCCCCGAACAUGUACUAG